Astyanax mexicanus (Mexican tetra) is the source of this 3965-nucleotide messenger RNA. RefSeq names its product phosphatidylinositol-specific phospholipase C. The transcript has 4 exons. Gene Ontology annotation, molecular function: phosphoric diester hydrolase activity. Gene Ontology annotation, biological process: lipid metabolic process. NCBI's taxonomy places the organism in Eukaryota, Metazoa, Chordata, Actinopteri, Characiformes, Acestrorhamphidae. The coding region runs from base 135 to 1034 and encodes 299 amino acids. The record is from RefSeq and is a predicted model, not a curated record.
AAACCAAGUUUAACCAGCUAACCUGCUGCUGCUGCACGGCUGCUUCUUACUGCUGCCGUCUCCAGAGAUCACUCGCCUGAUUCAUCACAACAAAACCAGGUGAUUGGCUGAGGCGUGUCUGUAACCGUGUCAGCAUGGCAGGUUCCAGUGGUGAAAUGAUGCACAUGGUGAUAGUUGGAAUUUUACUGGGAGUGGCGUGUCCAGGCCGUGGUGCCAUUCAGAGACCUGACUAUGACGAGACCUCCACCCCAGAGUUCCUCAACCCCUCCUGGAUGGCGGAUAUCCCCGAGAACCAGACUCUUUCUGAGGUUUCUAUGCCAGGAACCCACAACUCCAUGGCCCUGUAUGGCGGCUCUCUCGCUCAGUGCAACUCCUGGCCCCUGGCAAGACAACUGCAGGCUGGCAUUCGCUUCCUUGAUAUACGCGUGCGUCACAUUCGGGGCAACCUCACCAUCCAUCACGGCAUCUCCUACCAGUGGGCACACUUUGGUGAAGCGCUGGAGGACAUAGCAGCUUUUCUGAAGCAGCACCCCUCUGAGACAGUGCUGAUGAGGCUGAGAGAAGAGCUGAGCGAGACCAGUGAUAUCUACGGGGCAGUGGUGCGCUACGUGCACCAGUAUGCCCACUGGGAUCUGCUCUGGCACAGCCGGCUGGUGCCAACUAUGGGGGAGGCAAGAGGGAAGCUGAUUGUGCUGCAAGACUUCUCUGGACCUGACCUGGGCAUGCGCUACCGGUCACUGGACAUCGCUGACUACUGGAAGGUGCCCUCCCUCCAGCCUGAGGAAGUGGAGAAGAAAUGGAAGAACGUCUACACUCACCUGGAGGAAGCUGUGCUGGGCAACAAGGCACAAAUGUUCCUCACAUAUGCCAGCGGUGCCAGCUUUUGGGCACACCCCAACGCCCUAGCCAAGCGCAUUAACCCACGCCUGUACGAGUACAUAAGUGCCCGCGCCGGCCAGAAGAAGAGAUACGGCAUCAUCACCAUGGAUUUCCCUGGAGCAAUGCUAGUGAAAACCAUCAUUGAUUUCAACUGAGAAGAACGAAAAAUUGAAUUUAUUGAACAAUACUGAAAAUACAUUAAAUAUUCUAUUAGAAAGCUUUGUAAAUGUGUCCAAUCAAAAUGUCUCAAAAAUGUCUCCUGCAAAGUUGCUCUUUUGGGGAUACAGUGGCUUGCAAAAGUAUUCAUGCCUCUUUGAACUCUUUUACAUUUUGUCACCUUACAACAACAAACUUAUAAGAGAACACCUUGGUGUAGCAAAACAUGAUAAAAAGUACUUACCUUUAAUGAAUAGCACACCUCGGACUAGGUGACACUGGGCAUAAUUUGCCCCAAUAAAUCGCUUUUUCCACUGUUAUUCAGGCUCAAAGUAGCUCCACACCUUUUUGGUAGAAUCCCGAGAGCCCUGACAUUUAAAACAAGGCAUUCAUAACUUAAAAAGUGCACAAUAAGCUUAUUAAAAACAACUGUUUACAUCCUAUAACGUGAGCUUCAGCUACGAGCGCCACCAUUACUCCUGGCGCCGGCUGCUAUGCUAUUUAAUAAGCUUCUUGUGCACUUUUUAAGUUAUUAAUGCCUAAUUUUAAAUGUCAGGGCUCUUCAGAUUCUAGCAAGGUGGUGUGGAGUUACUUUGAGCUGGAUAACAGUGGAAAAGCGAUUUAUCGGGGCAAAUUCUGCUCUGUGGCACCCAGUCUGAAUGGUGUUUUGACAAACUGUUACAAUUUCUGGAUCUCGAGAACGCUAAGGGAGAACGGAGGUGUGCUACUCAUCAAAGGUAAGUUUUUAUCAUGUUUUACUAAACCAAAAGUCCAUUUUACACUGUAUGUUUUUGAAAUGUAUCCUCACUGUGAAACAUGGUGGUGGCAGCAUCAUGCUGUAGAGAUGCUUUUCUUCAGCAGGGACAGAGAAGCUGGACAGAGUUAAUGGGAAGAUGGAUGGAGCUAAAUACCUACAGGUAAAUCCUGGAAGAAAAGCUGUUGAAGGCAACAAAAGACUUGAGCCUGGGAGAAAGAUUCACCUUCCAGCAAGACAAUGACCCUAAACAUACUGUCAGAGCUACAGUGGUAUGAGUUAGAGCAAAAAAUGUUCAUGUGUUAAAAUGGCCCAGUCUUAAAUCGCAUUGAGCAUCUGUGGCAAGACAUGAAAAUUGCUGCUCAAAGAUGCUCUCCAUCCAACCUGGCUGAGCUUGAGCUGUUUUAUAAAGAAGAAUGGGGUCUAUUACUUAAAAUCUCAAGAAAAUACAUUUAAGUUUGUGGUUGUAAGGUGACAAAAUACUAAACACUAUACAUGUUUUUCACUGGACAGUGACAGUGAUAUGCUUUAAUGCCCCAUGUCAUAAUGUCAUAACUUUGCUGUGGUUAAUUGUAUAUUGUUAUACUGUAUGUGUGUAGAUUGUAAUGGUAUAUGCAGGAUUUACAUUUUCGAUGCUGUGAAGAUGAAUUCAUUUGCACAGUAUUAAAAUGCUAAUCCUCACAGAGUCAGAUUAUGGAUUUGUUAUGGAUUCAUGAUUGCAUAUGGGUUAUUCAAUAGCAAAUUAAAUACUCUAGAGAGAUAAGAAGUGGAAGUUUAUUAUAGAGAAAAGCAGGCACAAAAUAAUUUGGGAUAAAUACAUUUUUAGGUGUUUAAACAGAUUUAAAUAGAACAUGCUAUUGGUACUCUUCUCAUUUUAUCACAAUUAAGAAUUUUGACAGAAAUCAAAUAUAUUUAUACAUUUAUCAGUGUUGUACAGUCAAUCACAGGUAUCGUAAAAUAAUACGAUUCAAAAAUAAGAUGCUAGAAUCAACAUAAUGAUGAAAAAUACCCCAAUAUAUUAUAUAUUAUCUCCCUCUUGAAGGCUGCAUCCUACUAUCUUAAUGAACACAAACAAAUUACAAUUCAGCCUCCAGACCAUGGGGUUUAGUUUUAACAUGUCAUCAACUGACUGAAUACAACCUAUAGACAUCAACAGUGGUUCAGACGUUUAUUGCUAUCUUGGCAGUAAAUUGCCAACACAGGCUCAUCCCCAACAGACGUACACUCUGCUUGUUAUGCACACAUGGAAAUGCAGCAGCACACAAAUUCAUAGCGUGUGCCUGUUGGCAGCUAUGCAAACUUUUUCACAUCACUCUCUGUUCAAUCUCUGUUGAGAAGCAUUGGACAGAUCCAGGUAGCUGCGCCACUAAAACAGACAUCCCAAGUUGCAAAAGUUGAUUUCAGGGAGGUUGUCCUACCAACCAAGUGAAACACUAAUUGGAUUAUUGCACAUUAUGGACAAAACACACCCAUGAUUAAUUAAGAGGACUAGUACAUUCCUUUUGGAUGUUUUGAGCUGCACAGAUCGUAAAAUAGGGACCUUAAAGGAGAAAUGCAGUGUGAAAUGAACUUGGAGUGUAGUGAAAUGUGAUAACGAGUACAAAAUUUUGUUAAAUAUCCCAUACCGAAAUACAGCACUUUUAGCCGAUGCUCCCAACAAUACUAGAGAUAGGGGCAUAGUGUUGCUCAUGCCAAGAAAUCACUAUUUUUACACCAUUAACAAACUUUACAAGUAGCUCCACACUUUAUUGGUAGAAUUCUGAGGGCCUUGAAUGAGGUACUGAGAACUUUGAAAGUGCAUAUGGAAUAGGGGAAAAGUUUGCAAAAUGAAUUCCUUAAAAAAUAAAUUAAUAUUACAGAGAUAUUUUUUGACAAAUGUGAGGUCAGCCACUGCCUCUUUUCAAACUGCUGCUGAUGCAGCAUUGCCGAGUAGCAUCACAGCGCGCUCAGAGAAAAGCGCAGCAGCUCAGUUCCGAUACAUCAGCUCACAGACGCCUUGUGCUGCUCUGUCAGGGCUCCGGUAGCUGAGGCAAGCUACAUGACCGGGAUUCUUUCGAUCAUAGUGGCAGCACUUUAGACUGCUGGACCACUUGAAGCCCUCCAUUUAAUUUUAAUAUAGGAAUUCACCUUUAAUAAAACUGUCAGAUUUGCUGUGGUGUUCACAGUUUAAUAAAAG